Messenger RNA from Paramecium sonneborni, 5786 nucleotides. Lineage: Eukaryota; Ciliophora; Oligohymenophorea; Peniculida; Parameciidae. The record is from the annotation of a GenBank genome assembly.
AUGUUAAUUUUACAUCCACAUUAUUUAGAAGAAGAAUUAUCAAAUGAAAUGACUGAAGAAGUAGCAUAAGUAAUUAGAAAUACAUAUUUAGAUAAAAGAAAUGAUAGAUUCUUUUAACAUUCAAGAUUUACGAAACUUGAUAAAAGAUGCCCUUAAAUUACAUAAAAUUUAUAAAAGUAGAUUUCUUUUUGAACAUCUGAUGGAGAAAAUCAAAGAAAAUAUAAAAUAAAUAUUAAUAGAGAUAAAAAAUGAUUCUACAUAUGAUUGCUCUUAGAUCUUGAAUUUAAUCAAUUAAUUAUUUAAAGGCUGUAGGUUUCCUUCAUUUAAAGAAUAAUAUUAAUUUUAUGAGGAUCUGCUCAAGAUAAUUGAAUACACAGACAGUUUACUUAUUUAUGAAAAGGUUUUUCAGAUUUUUUGUCAUUUACCUAAACACCAUCAAAAUAAUACUCAGAAUUAUUUCACAAGAUUAAUGCAUUUUGAAAAAGUUUUAUAUGAACAUAUCAAUUAUCUGUCAUCAAAAAAAUUUGAUUUAAUUGAUUAUUAUUAAGAGGAUCCGAAAUAUGAAGAAAAUAAAAUGAAUCUUAGAAUUCCUUUAUAAUUUGAUAUUGAAUAUAAUGAACCAACCUAAUUAGAAACUAAUUAUGAUGAUAUUUGUAAAAAUAAAAUUCAUAAUCAUAAAAGAUAAUAAAAUGUAUUCUAAUUUAAAGUAUUAAUCUUAUUUUGAUUUUUAUAGAAAGUAUAAAUAGUAGAUGAUGAUUCAAUUUCAGCUCUCACUUUAUCAAGAAAUCUAUUAAAUAAGCAAAAUGAACCUUUUUCGCCCUUAAUUGAAAUUGUAAAAUAUAGAAUAUUAAUUAAAAGAGGUUUAUAAAUUAAUCCAUAAAUUACUAAAAAUAUCAUAAUCAAAUUACAUCUAAAAACAUCUAGAAUUCUAAUGAAUCAUAAAAGAUAAUUGAAUUUAAUAAAUGGGGACAAAGAAGGAAGUGUAGCUUUUUUUUAUUCUCUUAUUAAAGAUGUAAAAAAUACAGAUUAUUUUAAUUUAUUUAAACUUUAAACCAUAGAUCCAUAGUUAGGAGAAAAAUUAAUUAAGACUUUUUAAAAAAAUAUUUAAUUUUAAUAAUUGCUUUCAGAUGUAUUGUCUAUGAAACAAAUAGAAUAAAAUGAAUUAACUGAUGGAUAUCCUUUAAAGUACUAUCCUGAAAUUCUUUCUGAAAAUUUAGUUAGAAAUGAAUAAUUAACUUGUAGUAUCAUCAAGACUUUUUUAAGUCAUUUAUAAAAAACAAGAUAAUUUUCUUGGGAUGAGUACAAUGAGACAAUAAAACUUUUAAUUAGAUCUCUUAAUAUACAAGAUAAUAAAAUGUUGUUGCAACCUGAAUAAUUAAAUUAAGCACUAUAAUUCCUAAGUUAUUUGAUAAGAAAUCAUGAUCCAAAUAUAAACUAUUAGAAUAUAGAUGUUCUUUUAUAAAUUGUUGAGCUCUAUACUAAUAAAAUGUUUAGCCUACAAAAACCAACCUAAAAUGGAUAUGUUUAAAUAAAUGAAAAAGAUGCAGAUAUUAUUAUGAAUUCUUGCAUUGAAGCUCUAAUUAGGCAAACAUAGACUAACUUGCUGCAUUUUAGUAUGUUUGAGCAAGAUCAACUUAUUAAUGAAAAUAUAGAUUUUAUACAUGAAUCAACUACAAAGAUUUCUAACUCUAAUGUUCUAGAUUAUAUUGCAAAUUUAUUAUUAUUAUAACCACAAUAAUUAACUAAAACCAUUUGCAAAACUUUACAAUUAAUUUCUUCUUUAUUAAAUGCAAAUUUUUAACUAAUUGAUAAAAUUCUUAGUUCUAACUUACCUAAUAUUUUAAAUGAAAUUAUUAUAAGAAUGAGUCCUGAAGAAAUAAAGCCAGAAUUUACUAUUUCAAUUUUUUCUUUUUAUGCACAUAUUACAAGAAGAGAAGAAAUUAAUUAAUUCUAUGAGUAUGGAAAAAGAUUUCUUGAACUUAUAAUAAAUUAUCAAUUAAUUACUAAAGAUGACACUGAUGAUUAAAUGUUAUUCUAAUUAGCAAUAUUUAUAGUUAGAUUUUAUACUAUAAAUAAUAGGAGUAAUGUUUUUAUACAUGAAAUACUAGUCAGAGUAUUAAGUUAAUAAUUGGAAUAAUUAAAUAAUCAAUAAUAAAAUUUAAACUUUAAUUAAGAUUUUUAACAAGAAUUUAAAAAGAUUCAAAAGAAAAAAAGAUAAAUUCUAUUAUUUAAUUCUUUUUUUAAUUAAAAUUUAUCUAGAUAUUUAUAAUAGAAGGGAUAUUUUGAUAUUCUUGCCAAUUUAUUCAAGAUCCCUAGCUUUAAUAUGUUUAUUUUUAUUAAAGUAAUUUAAUUAUUUAUUUUAGGGUUUUAACUAUGAUUAAUGUAUAGAAAAAGUAUUGUAAUUAAUAAAUAAAUUGGAAAGAUAAUUAGGAUGUACUUUAGAAUAAACAACAUAAUUGUCCUUUAAUUAGAAAACAUUCUUAGAAAAUUGUUCUACUUAAACAUACGAAAUGGCUUCUCAGUCUUCAGAAAUUUUACAUUAUUUAGCAUAACUUCAUAAUUAAAAUAAAAUUAUAGCUUAAACUUUAUUUGAUAAACUAAUUGAUAAAUGUUGUGCUUUAUUAGAAAUAGCUUAUGUCACUGAAAAUGAAAAUAAAAUUGUUUCAAAUCUUUUGUUUAAAAUUUUAAAAUUAGCAAUAACUAAAAAUAAUUGUAAUUUAUAGCCAAUAAAUAGGUUAUUUGUUAGACUUAUUUUUAAAUCAAAUAACACUCCUACUCUGACUUUAAAAUUACUAAAAAACAUAAAUGAGAUUAUAUUGUCUUUAUAUAAACCUUAUUAAAUAGUUAAGAAUAUUAUUAUCAACUCAUAAUUUAGAAGGCAUUUAUAAGAUGCUAUAAAGAAUUAUAUUUUAUAGCUGAAUACUGAUUGCUAAGACAAAUAAUUAAUAGAUGAAUUAGGCAUGGCUAUUUAUGAAAUUUUGAAGUUCUUUUAUUAAUUUCCAAUCAUGAUGAAAGAUUUAUUAAUGAUUUCAUAAAUAAUACCAGAUAUAUGUUCCUUAGUAGAAAUAACAAAAAAUUCAACACAAGAAAGCAUAAAGAAAAUUUAGAAAUUCUUAAUAAUAUUAGGAAAUAAAAUUGCAAAUCCAAGAAUUCUACAACUCUCUGAAUAAAAUAAUAUUUCACUAAAUAGAAUUCUUGAAUAAUAAUUAAGAAGUCCUUUAGAAUAAAUAAUGCACUCAAGGGAAUAAAAUAUAAUUAGACUUGGAAGAAAUCCUUUAUAUAUUGAUCUUGUAAGAUAGAACUAAAAUAGAGGUACAUAAAUUUAAUAAUAUGAUGAAUCACUUCUUCAGCAAUUUAAAUCUUAGUAGGAAUCAAUAAGACUAUUAUUUAAGGAAAAUAUAGACUUUGUUUCAAACUUUGAUAUUUUGAAUGGACUACAGCUACAACUUAAUUUAUCCGAAAUAUUAAGCCUUUUACAAUAAUCUAUUUAGAAAUAAUUUAAUCUAAAUCUACAAUUUUAAGGAAUUGAAAAUGAAAUGCUUAACCAACCAGAUUAUAAUUUUAAAAUUAUAAUUUUAGUCCUGAGUUUGCUUUAUAAAUAAGAUCAACAAUUAUAAAAAUAACAAUAAUAAUCAUUAGAUUCAAUAGCAAUAGAAUUGCUUAAAUUCCUUGAUGUUUUAUUAUAUUAAGCUGAUUAAUUUAAAAUUAAAGCUGUUAAUUAUACAUUAGCAGUUUUGAGUAAGUUAAUAACAGAGAAUCAAGUAUCUCUGAAAUUAAUAUUAGAAAAAGUCUAAAAAAUACUUGAUUCUGAUGUUUAAAAUGAAAUUACUUUUUAGAUAUGUAUUGAUAUCUUAGUCAAAGUUUUUUAAAAAAGUAGUUUAUGCAUAAAUCAGUUUGUCUAAUAAAUGAAGGGUUUAGAAUUAGUCUUUAAAGUGAGUACAGACUCUUAUAAUCAUUUUAUAAGUCUUUCAAAAUUAAUGUUAGCCAUAGUUUAUGAUAAAACUAUUAUUAGGGCUUAAAUUGAAGCAUAUAUAAAGAAAAUUAUUUUUGAUGAAGAAAAUCUGGAAAAAGUCUAAAAUAAAAAUUAAGAAUUAGAGUUGAAAUAUUAUAAAAAUGAAAAUACCUAUCCUAUUUGUUUGCAACCUGCAUAAUAUAAUGUUUAGACCAAAGAAUAAUACAAAAUAUCCAAAAAUCAUCCAGCAUUAGAGAUACUUUAAAAAAAUAAAAAUUAUGAGGAAGAUAUUUAAUAUGUUAUGAAUUUAUUAUUUGAUCAAUCAGUCGAUAGUGACUGCUUGAUAUUAAAAAAAGGAAUUCGACUUGAUACAUUAGAUAGCAUAAAAUAAAAUGGAAAUGCAAUUUUAUAAUAUAAUUUCAAACAUAAAAAAGAAACAUAAAUCCUUUUGAAACUUUUAGUUAAACAAAUGAUUAACUAUUAUUUUGAUAACAAUCAAGAGCAAAAAUAUAAUUGGAAAAUUCCAUUUGAAGUUUUGUUAUUACUUAUUUCUAAAUUUCCAUUACUUUUACCAUAUAUCCUAAGAAUGAAUUGUAGAUAAUUUCUUGAAAAAUUUUUUAACUAAACUGGAUAAGAACAUUCACAAUUACCUACCAAAAUUUCAUUUCUUACAUUGAUAACAAGAUAUUUAAUUCCUCCUCAGAAUUUUAUAUUUUGUAUUUGUUUGGAUACUUUAGUAUUAUUUAAAAAAUAAAAUAAUAUCAUUGUUCCAUUUGCUUAUGAGAUUAGAAGAUUAAUAAUAAAAUAGCUGUAUGUUGAGAUUAGUAGAUAAAUAAAAAAUUUAGAUGAAAAAUUGCUUAGCACUUCUAAUAUUUUAGUCACAUUAUUAUAAAUAAAAUCUGUUGGCAAGAUUUGCAUAUCUAAUAUUGAAGAACCUGAUAAUUCAUAUAACUUUAUUAAAUUAUAUAUAGAUGGAAUAAAAAACUUCAAUAUUAAUAACUAUUUCAUCCAAAAAGAUCAAAUAUUUUUUGUGAUAAAAACUUUGAAUCUUUUAUAUAAUGUUGCUACCAACUUAAUUUUAGAAAAGACUGAACCGAUAAUUACUCAUUCUUUAAAAGAUUAUUAAAUGGGAUUAGGAAUCAUUGGACAAAUAAAUUCAAAUGAAAUUAAUUGUUAACUAUUUUAGACUAUUUAUACCUACUAUAAGUUUUUUGAAAAUAGAAAUUAGAAAAAUAUAUAAUUUUAAUUCUAUAUAUAAAAUUGGCCAUUUUUAUUCAAUAAAAAUGGAUAACUUUAAGAGAAUACUUAUUAAAAUAUAGAACCAUUAAUUCCAACAGAUAGUUUAUAAACUAUUCCUGAAAUAAAUAAUUCUGUAGAAGUUUGUACAAAAGAAUUAGAAGAAGAAUUAAAUUAUUGGACGGAGGAGCUCGACCAGAAUUUAGAACAAGAAACUUAAAAUUAUUUAGAGAUUGAAAAUAAUUUCAAUAAUUUUAUCAAUAGUGUAUCAGAUUAACAAUUAGAAAAUUAGAUAUAUAGAACUAUUUAAUUUACAGGAUUAAUCUUUCCUUGUUAAUUUUAAAUAAACUUAUAAGAAUUUUAACAUAGAUUGCCUGAAUAAAAUAAAAUUUAAUUGGUGAGAAGGAUUAUUAGUUGGCAAUAGAAUUUAUAUAAUAAUAAUUAUGAUUAAAUAUAAAAUUCUUUGAAUUCUAGAAGAGAAACAAUGCAUAUAUUGUAAAAUAGAAUUUAAAUCUAAAAUAUGGAUUAAAUUUUUGAAAACUUUUAAAACCAAAAUAUAAAUAAUAAUAUUUUUAAUGAAAGGGAUAAUGAUUAANGA